This is a messenger RNA of Durusdinium trenchii, 2776 nucleotides long. The record is from the annotation of a GenBank genome assembly. Lineage: Eukaryota; Dinophyceae; Suessiales; Symbiodiniaceae.
GGAUUGUAAAAUGGUUUUGCCUUUUGUUUGCUCGGCACUGUGUUUUCACAAUAGACAUGGUAUAAUUGCCUCAAAGCUCGGAAUUGGAGGCGACUUGGCUCGAAUCGCUGUGACUUCUUGUGAUUCUUCCCGGUGAUUGGCGAUCCGGCAAUUCCUUCAUUCAAUGGAGGUGAAUGGAGAGAACGGUGAGGACAUGUCCUCCAAUGUGAUUGAUGCCACAGAGCCCUUGUGCAAGACAGGUGCCAAGACAGAUGAUCCCUGGACCGAGCGGAUGGCGAAGCAAGUUCGACAGUGCCUCUUUUUGGUACAGUUUAUGCAGCAAAUGGCCUUCGCAGGCGUCAUUGUGGACUCUUACCAAGUUGGAAGGCUCUUGGGCGCUUCGCCCGCCUUUUCGGGGCUUUUGGUCGGUUUGUUCAUGGCAGGUGGCGCAGUGGGAACUUCUGCGAUGACGCUUGUGCUGCAUGCAAUGCCAGAUGCUUGGAAGCAACUCCGUGUUAUUGUACUUACUUGUCAAACAAUGGAUAGCAUGGGAGCUCUGCUCUACACGUUCUUCAUCUAUGUCGCGGUUCAUGGAGAGAGUGGAUCUGUGGGUGCAUACCGUUUGUGUUCGAUUGCACUGGUACGGCUCCUCUGGGGCCUCGGAAGUGGCCUGACAGGGCAGCUCACAGGGGUAGCCAUCACAAAGAUCACACCGCCGGAGGAGCUUCCAGAGCAGAUGCAGUGCUUGCAGUUUUGGCAGACUUUGGGACUAGGCAUGGGGCCUCUGAUAGCAAGCCUUGCCAUCUUUGCACAUGGGCUUCUCAUGAAGAAGGACGAAGCCUUGUGUACGACGCCUGGGGCGCUGGCCAGCCUGCAGAUCUUCGCGCUCCUGACCGUUUUCCGUCAUUGUCCUUCUUCCGUCGAAGCUUGGUGUCGACUGUCGUCCACUUCAAGGUCUCAGGUUUCUGGCACAACGUUGAACCCUCAGAAGCAGAGCCAGAGAGUUCAAAUGCUGUUUCUGUGCAGCUGCUUCCUGCUUUGUGCACUUCGUGGCUAUGCAGUAGCUGGGGCGGAGGUGGGCACAUCCAUGUUGCUUGAAACCGCGUAUGGCUGGAAGCGGCAUUCCAUUGGCCUUUUGGUCAGCGCCACGUUCCUGGCGAGUAUUCCCCUGCGAUCCAUCUAUGCGCGCAUUCGGAGUUCCUUCAGCACGCUUGGGUGGAUCCGCAUCUUCUCUGGCAUUGCCAUUGGUGGCACAAUGCUGAUUUUUUCCAAAGUGACAUACUUGCUGCCGGGAGGACUCCUACUUGUUCUGGCUGAUUCGGUGAUGUUCCCUGCUCUUUACUUGGCCGAGGGAUUAACCAGGGGAUUGAUGAUGCAGUUCGCCAAGGAGAAUUACGUCUUCUCGGUGAACCUGUCAUCGUUCCUUGCGAUUGUUCUCAACAAUGCGGCUCGCAGCAUUGCACCUUGGCUAUCCAGGCUCAACAUCUCAGCCAGUGAUGAUCCGUCAGAAGGACAAGACUUGUUUGCCGCCUGUCAACUGACGUGCUGCAUCUUAUUUCUGAUCGCCUUUGAAGCUGGUGUUCGGUAUCUGUCGCCUCAAGCCGUCCGCCCCGUGAUCGUGAUCGGCAUGCCCAGCUUGAAUGAGGCGGAGAACAUCGAGUCUCUGACUAGAGUCGUGGAUGAAGGUUGUCAGCGUUACUUCCCCAAGCACCGUUGUCUCUUGGUCAACGCAGACUGCCAAAGCACGGACAACACAUCAGCCAUCUUUAUGAAUACCGCCACCCGUUGCCAAAAGCUGGCGUUGAAGACUGCAUUGCCGGCGCAGGGCAAGGGUGCCGCACUGAAGUUGGUCUUUUCCUGCAUGCUGGAGGUCAAUGCCGAGCAUGGCUUUUGCAUCGACACCGACUUGAAGACGGUGACGCCCGAGUGGAUCCGGGCCUUCAGCCGUUCCAUGGACUUUGACUUUGCCGCGCCGCGCUAUCUGCGGCACCGCUUGGAUGGCAACAUCACCAACAUGGUGAUCUACCCCAGCAUGUGUGCGGCGUUUGGCUACGAUCUCCGCCAGGCCAUCGGCGGAGACUUUGGCUUCAGCCGCCGGGCGGCGGAAGCCUUUCUGGCACACGCAUGGCCUCCCAAGGUGGAGAAGUAUGGCAUUGACAUCUUCAUGACCACCACAGUCUUGAAGCGGGGCUAUUCGGUGUGUGAAGUGGAGCUGCCACCGAAGAUCCAUAGCCCCAACUUGCCUAAAGUCAAGAACAUGGCGCCUGAAGUCGUGACUGUUCUGCUCGGCCAGUUGGACACUGAGACUUUGAAGGGCUUGGAGUUGAAAAGCCUUCCACGGAUUGCCUGGCAGAGUGAUGGGCCAAUGAGCAUUCCUGAGGUCAAGGUGGAUCCAGCCGUGUUUGUCGGGAUUGCAGAGAGCUACUUUGCUGAAAACCAGCAGUGCAUCAUGGCCCACCAAGCUUCCAUGGAGCAUGUCUUGGAUCUUCAAGCCACUUUGAAGUCCAAGUCAUUGGAUAUGGCUCUAUGGGCACGAGUGCUCCAUUGGGCACUGACGACGCAGCUCAACCGUGAGGCUGUUGUGAAGAUCUUGUGCUAUUGCUUCUUCCUUCGGGCGGCUCAACACUGCACAGAAGUGCAGGAGAUGUCCAAUGAACAGGCUGAGAGGGUGGUGGCGAUGCAAAGGGAAAAGCUAAGGCUUGUGGCGUUUGAAGCACGAGAGUGAGGAGCUAUUUCGCGAUCUUCAGAAACUAUUUUGCGAUCUUCAGCAACUAUUUUGCGAUUUUCAGAAACUAUU